UAUCGAUGUUUACUUUGCUGGUAACAAGCAGAAACAAGCAUCAAUCACACACACAUCAAUUACUCGCAUAACUCGUCUCCAUUCCCACCAGGAGACGAAGGAUAUUACAUGGACAGUCAAAAAUAAGAUGUUUCUCUUUAUUAUAUCGGUCCUUAGUUGAAAUAAUACACACUUAAAUAUACAGAGGAUGAAGACAAGGUAGCCCUGUAAGCCUGACCUGACUACUGGCGACAUGGGGACCGCUGUACAGUGGGCCAAGUUCUGGCUUCUCCUCACCAUAAUAAGUAAUAUCUACAGUACAGGAGACAUAGCCGAGAAUGUCAUAGGUACAGAGGUAGAGUUUAGCGGUCUAGGAUCUGGAGAGAACUGGACAGAAAUCGAAGAAAACAACUACAUCAACUUAACAGCUCACACAAACGACCCAAACGUCAACAACAUCAAGUUAUCGCAGCAACAGAAUAAUUUAUCUGUGGACCUUUGUAAGUUUGGUCUAAAGACAACCUGUGAAGUGUCGGACUCAUCAAAUGCUACAUCACAUUGUAAGUGUUUAAACAACCACACAGUUCAGUUCUUGAAGAAGGCCAGUAGUUCUGACAGCGGAUUAUACACCUGGAAAUGGCGGGAUGGCAGGACUCCAGAUAAACAAAGACACAUCUUUAUUAAAGUAAAAGAAGUCAAAGGUACAGAGGUAGAGUUUGGCGGUCUAGAACCUGGACAGAACUCGACAGAAAUCGAAGAAAACAACUACAUCAACUUAACAGUUCACCUAAAUGGCCAAAAUAUUUUCCAGAUCAAGCUAUCGCAACCACAGAAUAAUUUAUCUGUGGACCUUUGUAAGUUUGCUCUCCAUCCAACCUGUGAAAUGUCGGACUCAUCAAACGCUUCAUCACAUUGUCAGUGUUUAAACAACAACACAGUUCAGUUCUUGAAGAAGGCCAGUACUUCUGACAGCGGAUUAUACACCUGGCAAUGGCGGCAUGGCAGGACUCCAGUAAGACAAAGAGACAUCUUUAUCACUGUGAUCAAAGCAAACAUUCCGACAGGGAGCCCCUCUGACGAUACAGCGAUGGCUACAACAACCACUAUAAUCAUUUGCGUGUCUGUGAGCGUAGUUGUCGUGGUUACUGCUGGUGUUGUCUUUUGCUUGCGAGGUAAGUCAGGCAGUGCGACUGUUUUCACAAUACCUGGAAACUGUCUAGCAGGUGUUAUUAUGAAUGACUAGAUGAAUGAACUAGAUGAAACCGAUUGAUGUCAUGUGAAUAACAACAGCUCUGAUCCCAUAAUAGCUAUCAUCGCGAGACAAUGAAUGGAGGGGGAUACAUUUAAGUACAGGAGAAGGGAAUGUUAAUUGAAAAUCUAAAUUUGAAAGAAGAUAUAUGGUAGGUCUGAAAGCAAAAUAUAUUUAAGAAUUAAAAUUCCUUACACAUGUCUGUAAACUUCAUUACAGCCCACGUUGUCACCUUUAUUGGCUCUCGUGCGACUCACAGUAUCAAUCCGGUUAGAAUAUCACAAGCACAGAUGUAGAUAAAGCGAUAUAAAAUAAACUAGAACUGUGGCUAUUAAUUUGUAAACUAAUCCGUGUUGUUAACCAUUACAAGCAGUCUAUUCUGGUUAAACUUUCUCAAUGUGACCGUACUUUUUAAACACUCGUAGAUCACUAAGUUUAUAGUUCGCUCAUCAACGCGAUGUUUGCUCGUGGAAGCUUGACUUUUGAUUGAAGAAGUACAGCUUUACCUUGGGGUAGUUUGAGUCGAAGAGGAGCAGCACUGGAUUUUGUCUCUGGAACAAAAGCAACAGUAAGAUACUGUCUACGACUGGUAUGAUGUAUGCAUUGAUGUCAGAAGGUAAGCAAUCAACUCGCAUGUUUUUGGUGAUCAAAAUAUACAUUACUUUCAGUUUUGUAUUUUGGUAGUUCUGCUAAGGAAUCUUGGAAAUGUUCUCAAUAAUCUGUCUAAUAACAAAUGCCUCAUUCCUUAUCACUCACAAGGUAACGCGCCGAAUCAGGUUUUUGCACUGGACAUUGAAAGAGGGUUGAUGGUCCAAAGCUGUAUCCUGCCUAUUUCUGCAAUAUAUCUCUAGCAGACAGCAGAAGGAUUUAAAUAUACAGAGGAUGAAGACUAGUAAGCUGUGUAAACCUGACCUGACUAGUUACUGGCGACAUGAGGACCACUGUGCUGUGGGCCAAGUGCUUGAUUCUUCUCAUCACAAUAAUCAAUGUCUACAGUACAGGAGAUGUAGCCCAUAAUGGUACUGAGGUAGAGUUUACCGGUCUAGGACCUGGAAACAAGUCGACAGAAAUCGAAGAAAAUAACUACAUCAACUUAACAGUUCGCUGCAACUACCAAAACGUUUUACACAUCAAGAUAUCGUAUCAGCACAAUAAUAUAGCACUGGACCUUUGUAAGUUUAGUCUAAAGACAGUGUGUGAUGCGUCGGACUCGUCAAAUGCUACAUCACAUUGUAAGUGUUUAAACAACAACACAGUUCAGUUCUUAAAGAAGGUGAAUAGUUCUGACAGCGGAUUAUACACCUGGAAAUGGCGGGAUGGCAAGAAUCUAGAUGAACAAAGAGACAUCUUUAUUAAUGUUAUAAAAGCCAAUACAAAAACAGGUAACAACUCUGAUGAUACAGCGUCGGCAACAACAACCACUACAACUGUGUGUGUCCUCUUGACAGUCGUUGUCAUGGUAACAGCUGGUGCGGUGUUCUGGAUGAGGAAUAAAGCUGAAUGUAGCAUAGGGGGUAAGGAUUGCGACCGAUACUACCGUUCGAGGAGUUCUGACCACGCGGUGGACAAUGAAGUCAACAGUCAGACUAUCAACACUGCAGUUAACCCUCAUUCAGCUGUCGUCAUAGAAUCUACAGCAAAUCCCAGCCUCGACCCCAACUACUCUGACGUUAUCGAUGCGAUCCAUCCUGAUGACCCAACGAUAACAUCAAAGAACAGGACAAGAGCCAGCCACUUGAAUCUUCCGAUUUUAAUUUGGAGAUCCCAUUCUAUGAAGAUUCUUCCUAUUUUGAUGAAUUUCAUGGAGAGAAGAGGUCAAAUGAUUCACCAAAUUCUAAUGUUAAACAGCAGGGCAGGGGUCAAUCAACUGACCCUUCCAAACCCAGUGUUAACAGUAAGAAACAGCCAACCUCUUGACCCUUACUACUCGGACAUCGAGGAACCCAGUAUGAGCCAUGAUUAUGAUAACAACAACACUAACGACACAGAACACGACGAGAGUCACAAUUAUGACCCCAAAUACACUGACGUCAAGAUAGAAGAAAACAGUAAAGCAGACGACCCCACCUAUGCACACGUUAAGAAGCGGAAAAUGAGACAUCCAGAUCAUUCUACUGAUGCUCAGGUCGAAACCGGAGACAUGAUCCCACACGAAGACCUCUUCUGCGAUGAAGUUAAAAAACAGAACGGAAGCCUGGCGGUUGACACAAUCUAUCCACACAAUGAAGGACAGGACACGGAGGAGGAAAGGGUUUAUAGUCCUAAAAACAAGCAGAAACCUUUCUCACCACAUAACACAACAUAUGUUCAGGGAAAAGAAGACACAACUGAGCGAGGCGACUUCUACAAUCACCUCCAUGAGAUACACCAACACGAUGACCCCAGUUACGAUCACAUCGAAACCAAAGAGACAGCUUGCUGACCUCACAUUCCAGCAAGUCAAGGGACAUAAUGAUCUCAGUUAUCCUAACUUUAACAAGGAGAACACGAGCCAGAAAGGUG
Messenger RNA from Pomacea canaliculata, 3730 nucleotides. RefSeq lists its product as uncharacterized. The transcript is spliced from 9 exons. Bases 2160 to 3650 code for a protein of 496 amino acids. The record is from RefSeq and is a predicted model, not a curated record. Lineage: Eukaryota; Metazoa; Mollusca; Gastropoda; Architaenioglossa; Ampullariidae.